UUUUCCAAACCAAACAGAGUGUUAAAAACAGCAUAAAGCCCACAAAAGUGACGCGAAAAAGCACCAAAUCCGUAAUAGAAGGAAACGCGAAGACCGGAGAUAGAAAAAAUAAACAACCGGAGAAAAGCAAACAAAGAUGGCAGUGGAAGUGGACGCCAAGGACCUUCAAGCCGCCGGUGCCGAGCUAUUAAACGACGGUCGUCUUGGACUGCGUAUCCAUGGCUGGGAGAUAGUUUCCCAUAAAGGCUCCAUUCUCAACUCCUCCACUUUUCAACAGUGGGAACAAAAGCUUGGCACAUCUCACUUACCAGAGAUGGUUUUUGGGGACAGCUCUUUAGUUCUUAAACAUGUGGAUAGUGGCACCAAAAUCUAUUUCAGUGCAUUUGAUGCCCUUGCUGGGUGGAAGCAGGAAGCUUUGCCUCCAGUUGAAGUUCCUGCAGCCGCAAAAUGGAAAUUCAGAAGCAAACCAUCCGAACAGGUGAUACUAGAUUAUGACUAUACAUUCACAACACCAUAUUGUGGAAGCGAGACAAUUGAGGUUGACUCAAUGAAGAAUGAAAGCGGGGAACACAUGGACACAAGUUCAAGUCUCCACUGGGAGGAUUGCAAGGAGCAAAUUGAUGUGGCUUCCCUAGCGUCAAAAGAGCCUAUUCUUUUCUAUGAUGAGGUUGUCUUGUAUGAAGAUGAGCUGGCUGAUAGUGGAGUUUCACUUUUAACUGUGAAAGUGAGAGUCAUGCCAAGCUGUUGGUUUCUUCUUUUGCGUUUCUGGCUUAGAGUUGAUGGAGUCUUGAUGAGAUUAAGGGACACACGCAUGCAUUGCAUUUUUGGUGACAGUUCUAAGCCUGUCAUUCUUCGAGAAAGCUGCUGGAGAGAAGCCACCUUUCAAUCUAUUUCUGCUAAAGGGUAUCCUUCUGAUUCUGCAGCAUAUAGUGAUCCAAGCAUCAUCAGCCAGAGGCUUCCUGUAAUCCUGCAGAAGACCCAAAAGCUUAAAGUUCAUGGUAAUUCAUAAGUCUGUAGAUUGUCUUCUGUAAAAAGAUUUAUAUGUUCCCAAGUUGUGGUCAUAGCAUUCGUGUUCUUUUAGAUGGAUUAUAUUUGCAUAUGGCUUUUUUUCCAUUUAAUACUCAUGUUAAAUCAGUAAGCCAUUUUGAUGAAUGUAAUUGUGGAGAGAGAAAAAAAAAAUUAAUCUGAAGUCCCCUAUUUUUACCUGUAUCUA
Messenger RNA from Jatropha curcas, 1213 nucleotides. RefSeq names its product TIP41-like family protein. Gene Ontology annotation, cellular component: cytosol. Gene Ontology annotation, biological process: TOR signaling. The record is from RefSeq and is a predicted model, not a curated record. NCBI's taxonomy places the organism in Eukaryota, Viridiplantae, Streptophyta, Magnoliopsida, Malpighiales, Euphorbiaceae.